Molecule: messenger RNA, 1365 nt
Organism: Aspergillus clavatus NRRL 1
Lineage: Eukaryota; Fungi; Ascomycota; Eurotiomycetes; Eurotiales; Aspergillaceae
Exons: 4
Coding region: 1-1365 (454 amino acids)
Biological process (GO): protein homooligomerization
Source: RefSeq, a predicted model, not a curated record
AUGGCGAGCAAUGAUUCGGUGUCCCAGAAAGGUCUCUCCCCAGGUAAAGGACCUAGAAGCAUGCUGCCGACUGAGAAGGUGUUUUCGAUCCAGAUCGGGACCGAGCUCUUUCGUCUAUCUGGAGCUUCGAUCGCGUCCGAUGCCCCGUCGUACUUUUCCAAUUUCUUUGAAGAGCAAUUGCGCCAGAAUCCUGAGGGGUCGAACAUCCGCACUCUCUACAUCGAUCGGGACCCAGAUACCUUUAGGGAGAUCGCCAAACAUCUACAGGGGUAUCAUGUCCAACCCAACGAUGAGUCGCAAUUCGUGCGAUUGUUUGCGGAUGCCCAAUUCUACAGCUUACCGCGAUUAAUCUCCCAGCUCUUCGAGUCGGAAAUCUUCAUCCAGAUCGGCGAGCGCCAUUUUCAGAUCCCUCGCGACAUCUUUUCCGGACCCGGCGACUCGCCCAAUUUCUUCUCGCUCGGGUUCGGCGCCUUCUUCGCGAGCCCGUCCCAGAUCUUCCCGGGCCUCGACCGGCACGGCCUCCUCCGUCCCCCCGCCAUCACACCCCCCUGCGUGCCGAACCGCUCCGGCGACGUGUUCGCACAACUCCUGCACCUGCUCCGCGGGUACCCGCUCUCCAUCCGCGACGAAGAACACCGCGCCGAGCUCCUCCGCGACUGCCGCUACUUCCACCUGCGCGGGCUCGAGCAGAAACUCAUCCCGCACCACAUCAGCUCCAACCCGCUCAGAAACCGCUCCGAGAUCGUCCUCCGGCUGGACGACCUGCGUCCGUCCGGCGUACAGUUCGCGCGCGAUGCGGGCCCCGGCGCCGAAACCACGAUGGCCGGCUCCGUGGCGUACGCGCGCCCCUUCGUCGACGAGACCGCCCACGACCUGAUCAUGGAGAUCGGCGAGGAGAACACGAUCCUCGAUCUCAACGUCAUGCGCGCCAGGUUCCUGAACCUGGCCAAGGCGCGCAUGUCGAGUCUGGUGCAGGUAAUCGCGGGGAAAAUCGGCCUGGAGGAUAAGAGUCCGUUGUACGGGGCCGGGAGGGCAGAGUAUCCGUCCUCAGUGUCGCAUGGAGAGAGCUUGUCGGUGAGGUUGGAGAGGGGGACAGACAUCGUCGUGAACGGACGACCGGUGGAGACGUCCGAGCUGGUGAGCCGCGCGGGCGCGUCCGCUGAUGCUCCGCCCGCGAAGCGCAAGCGGGGAGACGCGGCAGAGGAGACGGAGCACUGGAUCGUGAGGAAUGGGCAGUGGCGGCUGCGCAUUGAGGCGGGCGGGCUGGCGGGGGCUCGCCCUGAGUUGACGCUGGUGGCGGUCAAGUUGGAUAUCUACACGGAGCAGCGGAUACGGAAUCGGUCGCGGGCAUUUCUCGGGUCGUAA